AGCCUUGACCUCUCUAAGCGUGGGGAGCUGCGCGACAAUGCUGCAGCUAGUCCGGGCCGGGGCGCGGGCCUGGUUUCGGCCCAAGGGCUGCCGGGGCCUGAAGGCGCUGGCGGAAGAGGCAGUGCAGCCGGCGGAGAAACCAGAACCGGUGGCGAGCGCGGGUCCCCGGGUGCCCGUGCUGCGCAGGUGCGAGCUCCAGGUACUCGCGCACCGGCGUCCCGUGCAGGCCUGGGUUGAGUCCCUGCGGGGCUACGAGCAGGAGCGCUUGGGUCUGACCGAGCUGCACCCAGACGUUUUCUCCGCGACGCCCAGGCUGGAUAUCCUGCACCAGGUUGCCAUCUGGCAGAAGAACUUCAAGAGAAUUAGCUAUGCCAAGACCAAGACCAGGGCCGAGGUGCGGGGCGGUGGCCGGAAACCCUGGCCACAGAAAGGCAGUGGGCGUGCCAGGCAUGGCAGCAUCCGCUCCCCAAUCUGGCGAGGAGGAGGCAUUGCCCAUGGCCCCCGAGGCCCCACGAGCUACUACUACAUGUUGCCCAUGAAAGUGCGGGUUCAGGGCCUCAAGGUAGCGCUGACCGUCAAGCUGGCCCAGGAUGACCUGCACAUCGUGGACUCCCUGGAGCUGCCGACCGCAGACCCCCAGUACCUGAUGGAGUUGGCCCGCUACCGCCGCUGGGGCGACUCCGUCCUCCUUGUGGAUUUAGAACACGAGGACAUGCCCCAGAACAUUGUGGCAGCUGCCUCUGGGUUGAAGACCUUCAACCUAGUCCCUGCUAUUGGCCUGAACGUGCACAGCAUGCUCAAGCACCAGAGCCUGGUCCUGACCCUGCCGACCGUCGCCUUGCUGGAGGAGAAGCUGCUCUGGCACGACUCGCGCUACCCGCCCCUCUACCCCUUCCGCCUGCCCUACCGCGACUUCCCCUGA
Molecule: messenger RNA, 922 nt
Organism: Lipotes vexillifer (Yangtze River dolphin)
Lineage: Eukaryota; Metazoa; Chordata; Mammalia; Artiodactyla; Lipotidae
Gene: MRPL4
Product: mitochondrial ribosomal protein L4
Exons: 9
Coding region: 38-922 (294 amino acids)
Biological process (GO): translation
Cellular component (GO): ribosome
Molecular function (GO): structural constituent of ribosome
Source: RefSeq, a predicted model, not a curated record